Messenger RNA from Lobosporangium transversale, 1154 nucleotides. RefSeq names its product mitochondrial DNA replication protein YHM2. The transcript has 2 exons. Gene Ontology annotation, molecular function: tricarboxylate secondary active transmembrane transporter activity. Gene Ontology annotation, biological process: alpha-ketoglutarate transport; mitochondrial citrate transmembrane transport. The record is from RefSeq and is a predicted model, not a curated record. Gene Ontology annotation, cellular component: mitochondrion. Bases 221 to 1147 code for a protein of 308 amino acids. Lineage: Eukaryota; Fungi; Mortierellomycota; Mortierellomycetes; Mortierellales; Mortierellaceae.
UUGGCCACUAACAGGAUUCUUGCCUUAGUACAUUCCGAGAAGAGUCAAAAAAACACAUGUACAUGUACAUGUAAGUCUUAUCACACGGACACUUUUUUUAAUUUUUUAUUUUUUUUGAUCCUUUUCCUCCUUCUCUCUUUCUUCUUUCUCUUUCACUCUUCUUCAUCUCCUUCUCUUUCACUCUUCGCCCCUUCUUGUUCAUAAAAAGAUAACAGUCAUCAUGGGUGUCACCGUCGCUCCUACAACCGUUCAGGGCGGCCCUGUUGCCAAGAAAAAGGUUAACUUUGCUAACCUCGGUGUGGGUGCUGUCAUGAACAUGUUCGAGGUUACUACCCUGGGUCAGCCUUUCGAGGUCAUCAAAACCCAUUUGGCUGCCAAUCGUCAGGAUAACAUGGCCACUGCUUUCAAGAAGAUCUAUCAACGCGGUGGCAUCAUGGGUUUUUAUCAAGGAUUGAUCCCUUGGGCCUGGAUUGAAGCCAGCACCAAAGGUGCAGUCCUCAUCUUUGCAGCCAGUGAGAUCGAAUAUUUAGCUCUGACCUCGGGCAUUUCACCCUUUGCAGCUGGUCUACUAGGAGGUAUGGGAGGCGGUCUUGCACAGGCUUACACCACCAUGGGUUUCUGUACUUUUAUGAAGACUGUCGAGAUUACACGUCACAAGGCUGUAGGCACAGGUGCUCAGCAAUCAACCUUCGCAGUCGCUGCUGACAUCUUUAAGCGUGAAGGAAUUCGAGGUAUCAACAAGGGAGUUAAUGCGGUGGCUUUGAGACAGUGUACCAACUGGGGUUCGCGUCUAGGUCUUUCUCGUCUUGCAGAGGAAUCGAUUCACAAGAUCCGUGGUACAGAUCAUUCGAAACCCUUGAAUGCCUGGGAAAAGAUUGCAGCAUCAGCUAUCGGAGGUGGUCUCUCCAUCUGGAACCAGCCCAUUGAGGUCAUUCGUGUGGAGAUGCAAUCACAGCUCAAGACUGCAGGGCGUCCAGAGAAGAUGAACAUUGCCAACUGUGCACGCUGGAUUUGGCAGACCAACGGUCUCAAGGGUUUCUACCGUGGCUCUGUCCCUCGAUUCGGCUUGGGUAUGUGGCAAACCAUCUGCAUGGUUGCUGGAGGUGAUGCAUUGAAGAAAUAUGUCAGCGAGCGAUAUGGCAAGUAAAAAAAAA